Messenger RNA from Protopolystoma xenopodis, 384 nucleotides. The record is from the annotation of a GenBank genome assembly. Lineage: Eukaryota; Metazoa; Platyhelminthes; Monogenea; Polystomatidea; Polystomatidae.
GAUAACAAUGCAGGAUCUUCUUCGAAUCCCUCUUAUGUUCACCCAUCCAGCAUUGGAGGCAAGAUGCGCCCUUCGCUGAAUAGGUCUCUGUUAAACAAGCGUGCGCUUAGCGAUGGUAUCGGCGCCUCCUUUGAAGACGUCAUCACUGGCUCAGAGCCGGGCCAGAACGACAUCUACUGCCAGUUCAAGUAUCGCCAAGUCACGCCCAACGAUUUUGGCUUGACUACCGAAGAGAUUUUUCGCGCUGACGAGAAGGACCUCAACAAAUGGAUGUCAAUCAAAAGAAUCUGUGCCUAUCGGUACGAAUCCUUGCUUGUGUGUCUGUCGCUGACCGCUGCCACUUUUUUGUGCCCAUUCACUCCCAUGAGGGUUUACUGCCUGUAG